Molecule: messenger RNA, 10637 nt
Organism: Danio aesculapii
Lineage: Eukaryota; Metazoa; Chordata; Actinopteri; Cypriniformes; Danionidae
Gene: sptbn2
Product: spectrin beta chain, non-erythrocytic 1
Biological process (GO): actin cytoskeleton organization
Cellular component (GO): cell projection; plasma membrane; spectrin
Molecular function (GO): structural constituent of cytoskeleton; actin filament binding; phospholipid binding
Source: RefSeq, a predicted model, not a curated record
UUCUUUCGUCUGUCCGUCGGACUAAAGACAGGAGCGACACGCCGGAGGUCGCGUGGACAUCAAGACUGCAUGACAAUAACGGAGGAAUUCAACAAUUCGACGAGAACUGAAAUAACGGUUUGAAUUCGGCGUGGUUACCUGAGCUCACCGUCACGCGAGAGGGAUUCGCUUUAUGUUUCAUAACCGCCCGCGCUGCCCGGGCUGAAGAAAAAAAAAUCAAACCCACACACUAAAGGAUGCGGAUUUAACGGAAAAAAUACCGAGAGCUAUCGGGCUUUUUAAACGGGACGAAAACAGGAACACCUAUGUGAUCUGGACGAAACCAUUCCGCUUUGUCUUCGCCAUAGAGAAACGUUGAGAUUCGUUGGAUUUGAAAACACAGCCACGCCAUCGGGCAGCUGUUGAGUUUCCAGCUACGACCAUGAGUACCAUCUCACCCACUGAUUUCGACAGCGUGGAGAUCCAGCAGCAGUACAAUGACAUCAACAACCGCUGGGACAUCGCAGCCGAAACAGAAUGGGACAACGAGAACAGUUCUGCACGUCUGUUCGAGCGUUCUCGAAUCAAAGCACUCGCAGAUGAGAGAGAGGCAGUGCAGAAGAAGACCUUCACUAAAUGGGUAAACUCUCACCUGGGUCGUGUGACCUGCAGAAUCGGUGACCUCUACACUGACCUCCGCGAUGGACGCAUGCUCAUUCGACUGCUGGAGGUUCUCUCCGGGGAACAACUGCCAAAGCCCACCAAAGGCCGGAUGCGCAUCCACUGUCUUGAGAAUGUUGAUAAGGCUCUGCAGUUCCUGAAGGAGCAAAAAGUUCACCUGGAGAACAUGGGUUCACAUGACAUCGUUGAUGGGAACCACCGUCUCACACUCGGACUCAUCUGGACCAUAAUCCUCCGUUUCCAGAUCCAAGACAUUAGCGUUGAGACGGAGGACAACAAGGAGAAGAAAUCAGCCAAAGAUGCACUGCUGCUGUGGUGUCAGAUGAAGACUGCAGGGUACCCCAAUGUCAAUGUCCACAACUUCACCACUAGCUGGAGAGAUGGUCUCGCGUUCAAUGCUAUAGUGCACAAACACAGGUCGGACUUGAUUGACUUUGAUAAUCUCAAGCGCUCUAAUGCCCACUAUAACCUGCAAAAUGCCUUUAACGUGGCCGAGAAGGAGCUGGGUCUUACCAAGCUGCUGGAUCCAGAAGAUGUGAAUGUAGAUCAGCCUGAUGAGAAGUCCAUCAUCACAUAUGUGGCAACAUACUACCACUACUUCAGCAAGAUGAAGGCGCUCGCCGUUGAAGGAAAGAGGAUCGGCAAGGUGCUGGAUUAUGCUAUCGAGGCAGAUCAGCUGAUAGAGAAAUAUGAGACUCUGGCCUCAGAACUGCUGCAGUGGAUUGAACAAACCAUCGUCACCCUAAACGAUCGCCAGCUUGCUAACUCACUCAGUGCGGUUCAGAACCAGCUACAAGCCUUCAACACCUACCGCACUGUGGAGAAACCACCCAAAUUCACUGAGAAGGGCAAUUUGGAGGUUUUGCUCUUCACCAUUCAAAGUAAAAUGAGAGCAAACAAUCAGAAGGUGUACAUGCCAAGAGAGGGAAAACUUAUCUCUGACAUCAACAAGGCGUGGGAGAGGCUGGAGAAAGCAGAACACGAGAGAGAGUUGGCACUGAGAAACGAGCUGAUUCGUCAAGAGAAGCUGGAGAUGCUGGCCGCACGUUUUGAUCGCAAAGCAGCAAUGAGGGAAACCUGGCUCAGUGAAAACCAGCGGCUGGUUUCACAGGACAAUUUUGGUGUAGAACUGGGUGCUGUGGAGGCUGCCACUCGCAAACACGAGGCCAUCGAGACGGACAUCCAGGCAUAUGGUGAGCGUGUAGCUGCAGUAGAAGCUGUCGCUCGAGAACUGGAAGCAGAGGGAUAUCAUGAAGUGCGACGUGUGCUGGCGCGGAGGGAUAAUGUGCUCAGACUGUGGGAGUAUCUGAAGGAACUGCUUGCAGCACGACGAGAGAGGCUGAUGGCACACCGUGACCUGCAGCGCCUCCUACAGGAAUUGAGCUACAUCAUGGAAUGGAUGGAAGACAUGAAGAGUCGUCUGCAAUCUCAGGACAGUGGAAAACACCUUCAUGAUGUGGAAGACUUGCUCCAGAAGCACACGCUGGUGGAAGCUGAUAUAUCUGCACAGGCUGAGAGAGUCAAAGCUGUACAGGCCACUGCAAAGAGAUUUGCUACAAAUGAACAGAGUUACAAACCAUGUGACCCUGCACUGGUUGAAGAGAAAGUGGAUCUUCUGGGUCGAGCGUAUGGAGAACUGGGCCAGCUGGCUGCGGAUCGACGGGCUCGACUAGAUGACUCCCGAAGACUCUGGCAAUUCCUCUGGGAGCUGGGAGAAGAAGCCGCCUGGAUCCGAGAGCAGGAGCAGAUUAUCUCUGGAGGAGACUAUGGUAAAGAUCUGAGCUCCGCCCUUCACCUCCUGUCUAAACAUGAGGCUUUUCGGGAUGAGAUGGCAGCCCGGUAUGGCCCUCUGGGGAACAGCAUUGCUGGUGGAGAAGCCCUGGUGAAGGAAGGCCACGUUGGAGCACCUGAGGUGACUGAGAGGAUCAAGGACGUAAGAGCACAGUGGUCACACCUGGAGGAGGCCUCGCAGUUGCGAGAGCAGAGACUGAAUGAGUCUGUUGCUUUCCAUCAGUUCCAGACUGACGCCAACGACAUGGAGGCUUGGAUACUGGAAACACUAAGACAGGUGUCCAGUCAAGAAGUGGGCCAUGAUGAGUUUUCCACACAGACUCUGGCCAGAAAGCAGAGAGAAGUGGAAGAGGAGAUUCAAAGUCACCGAUCACUUAUUGACUCACUACAUGAACAGGGCUCAUUACUGCCUGAGGCAUACGCACAAUCCCCACAGGUGGAGGGCCGUCUCCCAGCAAUAGAGCAGCGCUAUGAGGAGUUAGAAGGGUUGUCGUCAUCAUGGCGACAGGCCUUGGAUGGAGCACUUGCAUUAUAUCGCAUGUUUAGUGAAGCUAGUGCCUGCCAACUGUGGGUUGGAGAAAAAGAGCAGUGGCUACACAACAUGGAGAUUCCCACCAAACUGGAGGAUCUGGAGGUGGUCCAGCAGAGAUUUGAUACUCUGGAGCCUGAGAUGAACACAUUGGGUGGACGCAUUUCUGAUGUCAAUCAAGUUGCCCAACAGCUGCUUGGGUCAGACAACCGCAGCAAAGACCAGAUUGACCAGACACAAAACCAACUCAAUAACAGGUGGUCUGAUUUCCAGAGUCUGGCCAACCAGCGUAAACAAGCUCUAGAAUCGGCUCUAAAUAUCCAGAACUACCAUCUAGAAUGUAAUGAGAUCAAGAGCUGGAUGAAGGAGAAGACCAAGGUCAUCGAGUCCACACAGAGCCUUGGAAAUGACCUGGCUGGAGUUAUGGCCCUGCAGCGCAAGCUCACUGGAAUGGAGAGAGACCUGGAGGCCAUACAGGGUAAGUUGGACGACCUGCAUUCGGAAGCCAAAAAGUUGGUAUCCGAGCAUCCCGAGCAGGAGGAGGAGAUCAAGGGUCAGCUUGCUGAGAUCCAGGAGGUGUGGGAGGAACUUCGUGCCACCAUGAAACGGCGCGAGGAGUCUUUGGGUGAAGCUUCCAAGCUUCAGGGCUUCCUCCGAGAUCUUGAUGACUUUCAGGCCUGGCUGUCUCGUACACAGACCACCGUGGCAUCCGAGGACACACCGACCUCUCUGGCGGAAGCGGAGCGUCUGCUGGCUCAACAUGAGGCCAUAAAGAAUGAAGUGGAUAAUUAUAAAGAAGAUUAUGAGAAGAUGAGAGCUACUGGAGCUGAGGUGACUCAGGGUCAGACAGACGCCCAGCACAUGUUCCUAGCCCAGAGGCUGCAAGCGCUGGACACCGGCUGGCAUGAGCUGAGGAGAAUGUGGGAGAGCCGCCACUGUGUCCUCGCUCAGGCCUUUGAUUUCCAAACCCUGCUGCGAGAUGCAAAACAGGCAGAGGGCUUCCUUAACAGCCAGGAGUAUGUUCUGUCACAUACAGAGAUGCCAUCCAGCCUGCAAGGGGCUGAGGAGGCCAUCAAGAAACAUGAGGAUUUCCUCACUACAAUGGAGGCCAGCGAAGAAAAGAUCAACGGUGUGGUAGAGUCUGGACGGAGACUUGUAUCUGAUGGCAACACCUAUGCAGACAAGAUCCAGGAGAAGACUGACUCUAUUCAGGAAAGGCACCAAAAGAAUAAACAAGCUGCCAACGAGCUGCUGGCUAAACUGAAGGAUAACAGAGAGCUGCAGCAUUUCCUGCAGGAUGGACAAGAGCUUACAUUGUGGAUAAACGAGAAGAUGCUGACUGCUCAGGAUAUGUCCUAUGAUGAAGCCAGAAACCUCCACAGCAAGUGGCAGAAGCACCAGGCAUUCAUGGCUGAGCUGGCCUCCAAUAAAGACUGGCUGGACAAGAUCGACAAGGAGGGUCAGGUGUUAGUGAAGGAGAAGCCUGAGUUGGAGCAGACGGUAUCAGAGACUCUGAGCGGUCUGCAGAAGCAGUGGGUAGAGCUGGAGAACACCACCCAAGCCAAAGCUCAGUGUCUGUUUGACGCUAACCGAGCGGAGCUGUUCACACAGAGCUGCUCAGCGCUGGACUCCUGGCUCCAGAAUAUCUCCUCUCAACUCCAGAGCGAUGACUUUGGAAAAGAUCUCACCAGUGUCAACAUCCUGCUUAAAAAACACCAGAUGCUGGAGCAUCAGAUGGAUGUGCGUGAGAAAGAAGUCCAGUCGCUGCAGUCACAGGCUCUGGCCUUGGCCCAAGAAGAUUCUGGGAUAGUGGAGGUGGAUGGGGAGCAGAGAAGAGUGACAGACAGAUUUUCUCAGCUGCAGGACCCUCUGAAACAGCGAAGGCAGCAUCUUCUGGCUUCAAAAGAGGCUCAUCAGUUCAACAGAGAUCUUGAGGAUGAGAUUUUGUGGGUGAAGGAGAGGAUGCCCCUUGCCACGUCUACAGACCAUGGUAAAGAUCUGCCCAGUGUUCAGCUGCUCAUGAAAAAGAAUCAGACUCUGCAGAAGGAGAUUCAAGGUCACCAGCCUCGUAUCGAUGACAUCCAGGCUCACGGUACGAAUAUGUCCCCUGGAAAAGAGUCUGAGAUGGACAGGGAGAGGAGAGCUGCUCUUGAUGGCCGUCUGGCGGAGCUGAGGGAAUUGUGGGCCCUUUUGAUUUCUGAGACGGAGCAGAGGAACGUGAGGCUAGCUGAGGCUAACAGAGCGCAGCAGUUUUACACAGAUGCCGCAGAGGCGGAGGCUUGGAUGGGAGAACAAGAGCUUCAUAUGAUGUCAGAGGAGAAAGCGAAGGAUGAGCAGAGUGCUCUGGUGAUGGUGAAGAAACACCAGAUUCUGGAGCAGGCUCUUGAGGACUACGCUCAGACCAUCCACCAGCUGGCCAACAGCAGCAGACUCAUGGUCAACAGCGAACACCCGGAGAGUGAAAGGAUCACUCUGAGGCAGGCCCAGGUGGAUAAACUGUACGCAGGGUUGAAGGAUCUAGCCGAGGAGAGGAGGGGUAAACUGCAGGAGAGACUGAGAUUGACCCAGCUGAAGAGAGAGGUGGAUGAUUUAGAGCAGUGGAUCGCCGAAAGAGAGGUCGUCGCCGGAUCUCAUGAACUUGGACAAGACUACGAACAUGUCACGAUGUUGCGUGACAAGUUCCGGGAGUUUGCGCGAGACACCAGCACAAUUGGCCAGGAGCGUGUAGAUGCAGUAAAUGCUCAGGCAGAUGAACUUAUCGAGUCGGGUCAUCCUGAAAACGCCAGCGUGGCUGAGUGGAAGGAUGGACUCAAUGAGGCCUGGGCUGACCUGCUGGAGCUCAUCGACACACGCACACAGAUGCUGGCCGCCUCGUAUGAGCUGCACCGCUUCCAUCAGGACGCCCGGGAAGCUCUGGGACUCAUACGAGAGAAGAAGGAGACGCUAGCUGGGGCUGAACUCGGACGGGACCUGAAUACCGUCCAGCACUUUCUCAGACAGCAUACAGCCUAUGAGCAUGAUGUGCAGGCGCUCAGUGGGCAGGUCACACAGGUGCAGGACGAUGCUGCACGUCUGCAGAAAGCAUACGCCGGAGAGAAAGCAGAUGAUAUUCAUCGGCAUGAGCGUGCAGUCACAGAAGCCUGGGAGGGACUUCAGUCUGCCACUCAAGCCAGGCGGCUGCUCCUAUUGGACACGGUGGAGAAGUUCAGAUUUAACAUGGUUCGAGACCUCAUGCUGUGGAUGGAAGGAAUCAACUUACAGAUCCAGUCACAUGACAGUCCGAGGGAUGUCUCCUCAGCUGGUCUGGUCAUCGCCAACCAUCAGGACAUCAAGUCAGAGAUAGAGACUAGAGCAGACAGCUUCACUGCUUGCAGUGAUGGACGCACACUCAUCAACAACAAUCACUAUGCUUCAGAUGAGAUUCAAGAAAAGUUAGACCAGCUUCAGGCCAAACGCACUGAAAUUAACCAGAAGUGGCAAGAAAAAAUGGAGCACUUACAGAUUGUUCUGGAGGUUUUGCAGUUCGGCAGAGAUGCAUCUAUGGCUGAGUCAUGGCUGGCUGGGCAGGAGCCGCUGGUCAGGGCAGCAGAACUGGGCUCUAACGUAGAUGAGGUUGCGAGUCUCAUCAAACGCCACGAAGCCUUUGAAAAACUGGCAGCAGGCUGGGAAGAUCGAUUCUCGCAGCUAGAGAAGCUCACCACGCUGGAGGAGCAGGAAAUUCAAAGACGAAGGGAAGAGGAAGAGAGGGCCCGACGGCCACCCACACCUCCCCCUGUGGAGGAAGUAGUACAGUCUGAGAUUAAUGACUCUGCUGCAAGGACGAGUCUGGACCAGACUACAUUGAACCAGUCUGUAUCUGUCAAUGGUGUCUACAGCGACCAGGACACGUCACAGUCAUUAUCGGUCUCUGUAUCUGAACUCAAGAAAGCCGAACCUAAACCUCAGUCUAACCCAGUUUCUAAGCCUGUGGCUAAACCCCACAAGGCACAGGAGCGUGGAUCGGAGUCAGAAUCUGUUAACGGUCCAGGCCGUGACAGUGGUCUUGACUCAGCAUCACGGCAAGACCCUUCAGCAACACUGCCAGGGCGAGGAGGAGCAGAGGGGACCACAGAAGCUAUGGAGGGCAUCCUAUGCAGGAAACAGGAAAUGGAAGCGCACAACAAAAAAUCAGCUAACAGAUCGUGGCAGAAUGUAUAUUGCGUUUUACGUAAAGGCAGCCUGGGCUUCUAUAAGGACAACAAGAGUGCCUCGAACGGAAUCCCCUACCAUGGUGAAGUUCCCAUCAGCCUCGGUGAGGCUGUCUGUGAGGUUGCCCAUGACUAUAAGAAAAGGAAACACGUAUUUAAACUUAGGCUUGGGGAUGGAAAAGAGUACUUGUUCCAAGCGAAGGAUGAGGCUGAGAUGAGUUCAUGGAUUCGAGCCAUCCAGUCCUCCAUGUCAUCCAGCGAGCGUUCGCCAGGUGCCUCCCGAGGUCUGAGUCGAGCAAUGACCAUGCCGCCCAUGUCUCCCAGCUCAGGCGAGGCUGGAGGAGUGACCAUGCGCAACAAAGACGGCAAAGAGAGAGACCGCGAGAAGCGCUUCAGUUUCUUCGGCAAGAAGAAAUAGGCACCCAAAAAACGCCACAGAUCUCCAAAGUGAGCCAAGCAGGAGUUGGAAGUUUGUCAACACUCAAGAGAAACUGAUAGUUCGAAAAGGCAAAGAAAACUUUCCAUUGAUACAUUUUUUUGUUGUUGUUUUGCCCUAUCUCUUUCUUCCACUCAUUUUUAAAAACUGCGUCAUUUUACCUGUGGAUCUUAAUCAAUCUCACCUCCUAGAUUGAACACCACAUUUGGCCAGACGUUGAGCUCUGAGCCCACAGAAUGGCGUUUCUGAUCGAGACCAAGAGCCACCCUGAAAGAUCAGCUCAUACCCUUCAAUUUGACUAGUUUGCUUUUAACUUUUCCCCUUAGAAAUCAUUUUAUCUGUGGGUUAGAUGGCGUAUCCAUGCUGUAAUGACCAAGAGUGCUUUUUGUCUUCCCCACUCUCCCCCCCACCAUCAUGAUUUCCUUUUCUUGUCUUAAAUUCCAGCCUCUCGCUUUCUUUGUGAAGGACCGCAGUCCGUUUUUUUAAACUAUAGGUUUAAUUGCAUUUUUUUGCUGUUGGAAUUUUGAGUCAAUUUAAAGUCGAAUAUUUAAAGAAAAUGUAAGUAUUGUUGGUAUAAAUUAAUGUUCAGAGAGGACAAAACAGAAAGAAGCCCAUAAGCCUGAGGUGGGAGUUCAUGCUGGUCUUUUUCCUUUCAUCUACAUGCUUUUCUGACAGACAGAUUUUUUUUCCUUUGCGUUUUGUUUUUCUAUAUUUGACUGUUGAAUGCUUUAUCUUUACUUUUUUUUCGAAAAAGUUUUUCGACUUAGUUUAAGAAAAGAGUUCAAAAGAAUAUUUAUGGUGGUUUUAUUUUUUAUCUUCUAUCUCUCUUUCUUUCAUUCCUGUUAGGAGAUUUUUGAGUAUGCAUUCUUAUUGUGUGGCUUAUUUCUUUAGUUCAUCAAGUUCCUUUCACUACUUUAUCUUGUUCUGUUCUUAGACCAGGAAAAAAAAAACAAGUGUUUGUUGUGAAGAUUGAAAUUGAGGUGUGAUGCUGUGGUUUGACCUUUUAGUUUUAUAAUUGCUCAAAAGCAAACAGACACAACACAAGAAUCGCUUGCACAAGCCAAACAUUAAACUCGUGUUCAAAAAUAAUUUGAGGAUGAACAGAAAUAUCUUUGCUUUCUUGUAACUUUAAUUUGAAGAUGUAAUUGACCAAGUUUCCUAUUGGAAUGUAUUCUCAGGCUUCAGAUUUCCCAUUCACACACCUGCAGGCACGCGGGCAUGUUUCCCUCGCUCCUAACUCUAAAUAUUUUACAGGGACGAACCUCUGUCUUGACAGCUGAAGUUGGGAUUAGAGUCAGUGAUGCUUCUUGAGGUUGAUGCUGUAUUUUUAGGAGUGUGUGUGUGUGAGAGUGUGUGCGCACGUGUGUGUGUUCUCAGAAGAAGUUGCUUUCAGGUAUAUCGGUUGUGAAUGUGCUUCAACUCUGAAUGAAAUUACUGAGGUAUUCUUAAUGUGGACCAAAUCAGCCGUUAUCCCCCCCACUCAUGGUGAUUGAGAUAAUUUGUUUCCUUUAUGUGUACAUCACAAGUAAAUUAUCUUCCUUGGAGGAAUGUGAAAUUUUUACUGCAUACUUCUAUAAUUGUAGUUCUAUACUUGCAGUCAGCAGGCGAUAACAAAUUCCUGUCCCACAAGUAGACACAGAGGCAGACUCAAUGGCAACCUAGCAGACAUGAUUUCAGAUAUAGUUUUGCAGUUAAACGCAUGAUGUAUUGGUAACAAGUGUACCCACUGUGGCAUGAAAUCAGUAUUUUUGUAGGAUAAAGAUUUUUUCAGCCUCAUACGAUUGUCAGAAAGCUUGCCUUGGUGUGAUAAUAUUAGCGUGAGUUUUUCUUUUUCAUUUGACGUCAUACAAUGAAGCCCCUUCCUCUGAGGUGUGUGGAGUAUUGAGCCAUGUCCACUCUAAUGUCAUUCAUCUCUGCAUUUCCUUUUAUGGGGCAACAUGAAGACGUAGAAAACCGAAAGUUGAAUUAAAAUUUUUUUUUCUUUAUCAUUGCUGUGAUGUUUGAUGUGAAGGAAACUGAUGCAGACUCUCUACCAAACCCUGUCCAGCCCACAAAACGACAGCCUUUCUGGAUUUCAGCGAUUGGACAAUGUCACUGAAACUUAUGAAUAUUUAGGAGCUCAUUCGCUGGACCGCCAGCCUGAUGUUCUCCAUCCUAAUGGAUAUAAACACUGCGAAAGGAUGAUCUAGUUGUAGGCCAGUGCUUCAGAAUACUGUCAAAAACAGCUGUAUAAUGAUUCAUUUACUCUUCGCCUACACGUACAGUUUGGGACUGUGUGCUAAACUGCUUCCAGAGAUUGUGUUGCAUUAUUGGAUUUGCAAUCUUUCAAGUUUGUGCUGUUUAUUUUAAUUCGAGUUGCUCAAUAUAAGAGCAACGUUUGCUUUCUCUCACAUUUUUACUCUUUCUAGUGUGCUUUUUAACCCAGUUUUGCUUUGAUGGUCAGUUACAUUACAGCAUCUAGGUAAUUGAGUCUGUGUAAAUUUCAGUGCACUGGUGAGGAAAUUAUAGGGAAAUUGAAUCUAGUUUUAUUGCAAUACAGUGAAUUCAGUUGGGGGAAACUCCUCCCGGUAAAUGUGAGCGUGUGAGUACUGAUCUUUUUUUUUUUUUUUUUUUCUUCAUUUCUUCAUCCAAUAGUAGUAUAUUUGACAACAUUUUAAUGCGUCUUAAAAAAGAAUCCCACCAAGCCCAUGAAAACGGCCAUUUAUUAAAGAAUGUUGAUCCCAUUCAUGAUUUUAAACCUCGGUUGUUAAUAUCACUACUAUUAUCUGUUGUUAUUAUUGUUAUUAUUAUAUAAAAGUCAUUAUUAAUAUUACUAUUAUCAUUAUUAAUACUACUACUGUUGCAACUGCACCUCGUGUAAAACUGCAGCCUAUUCCUGCUGAGUUUCUCGUCUGUAAUACCAAACCCCGCCACUUGGGGGCAAGUGUGCUGUGGAGCAUUUUUCAUUACUGAUCUAAACAAGAAAGACUUGUUUGUUGACUUGUGUAUCUACAUCUAAUAUUAGGAAUAAAAACAUGAUUUGAAAAGAAACAAA